CCUCUCCCAUCACGGUUCCCGCCUGGUGAGAAAAGCUGGGAAAUCCUCUGCCCUCAUGGAAAAAGGGUGGGAGACCCCCCCUCCACCCUCGCCCACAGAAAAAGGAAGGUAGACCCUCCCCCAUCUCUUUAUGUUCGAGGGCCGGAAACUGCCCGUCCCCUCGCAGAAAAAGGGAGAAAACCCCUCCACCUCUCACGGCUCCGGCGUCGCGCAGCGAAAGAGGCCGAGCAGCGACCCGGCUCCCCUCACAGAAAAAGGCGGGAAAGCUCCACACAACUCGCGCCCCGCCCCGCGCAUGCGCACUGCCGAAAGAAGGACCCCACACACACACGCGCCCCGUGCGCCCUCCCCUCACGCUCCUCGCCGCGCGCACGCGCCCUCCACCCGCCUCAGCCGCCGCUUUGCGCUCACCGCCCCUGCCGCGUCCGUUCCUCCUGCGGCUCCUCUCCGGUCCCUCCUCGGCGCGUUCCGGGUCGCCAUGGGCCGCUCCUCCAAGGACAAGCGCGACAUUUACUACAGGCUGGCCAAGGAGGGCGGCUGGAGAGCCCGCAGCGCCUUCAAACUGCUGCAGCUGGAGCAGCGCUUCCAGCUCUUCCAGGGUGUCUCCUUCAGAUGCCCUUUUCCCUCCCCAAGGUACCCCCAGAUCCCCACAUUCCCCCUCCAGUCCCCCAUUUCUGCCCCCCAAACCCCAUUUCCCCGCUGUGCCCCCCAGGCCUCCACAGCCCAGGAGAUCCAGCGGCACUUUGAGGGGCACCCGGCCGACCUGGUGGUCUGUGACGGGGCCCCUGACGUAACAGGGCUGCACGACCUGGACGAGUACAUCCAGGCCCAGCUGCUGCUGGCAGCGCUGAACAUCACCACCCAUGUGUUGAAGAAAGGCGGCACCUUCGUGGCUAAAAUUUUCCGGGGGAAGGAUGUGACCCUGCUCUACUCCCAACUGCGCCUCUUCUUCCCCGACGUCACCUGCGCCAAGCCCCGCAGCAGCCGCAACUCCAGCAUUGAGGCUUUCGUGGUGUGUCGUGGCUACAGCCCCCCCGAGGGCUUCGUGCCCACCAUGGACAAUCCCCUGCUGGACCCCGAGGCAGGCCUGGCCCUGUCCCAGCUCUCGGGACCCUCCCGUGUCAUUGUCCCCUUCGUGGCCUGCGGGGACCUGAGCGCCUACGACCCCGACCGCACCUACCCCCUGCAGCUGGACCCAGACAAGCCCUACACCUACGUGCCCCCCCCUGCCCCCCCCAUCGCCCCGCCCUACGCCCGGGCCUGUCAGCUGCGCCGGGGGGGGGCCCGGAGACCCUCGUGGGGGGAUGAGGGGGACAAGGCAGAGCUGCAGGAGCCUGGAGUGGGGACCCCCUUGAGUGUGCAAGGACCCCCGAGCCAGGGGGAGGGACCCCCGAGCCAGGGGGAGGGACCCCCGAGCCAGGGGGAGGGACCCCCCAGCCAGGAGCUGCACCGGCUCCAUCUCCUGGACUGAAACUUGUGCAAGAGCCCUCGUGGGUGUGCAAGGCACGGCCCCCCCGUGCCGCAGCCCCCCAGGACCCCCCAAUAAAGCCCCCCUUCAUUGCA
Parus major (Great Tit) is the source of this 1563-nucleotide messenger RNA. RefSeq names its product FtsJ RNA 2'-O-methyltransferase 1 (gene FTSJ1). Bases 131 to 1471 code for a protein of 446 amino acids. Gene Ontology annotation, molecular function: tRNA methyltransferase activity. The transcript has 9 exons. Lineage: Eukaryota; Metazoa; Chordata; Aves; Passeriformes; Paridae. Gene Ontology annotation, cellular component: cytoplasm. Gene Ontology annotation, biological process: tRNA methylation; cytoplasmic translation. The record is from RefSeq and is a predicted model, not a curated record.